AUGUCACAGGAUACAUCCAGUGACCUGGUGGGCCUGGACAACCUGGUGGCCAACACCGCCUACCUCAAAGCUCAGCAGGUAGACUACGAUGAGCUGAGGAAGCGGAGAGUCUCGCUGACGCUGCCAAAACCAAAGAACUCCUCUGGUCUCUUUGUGGACAGGAAUUACGAGUCAGUGUGCGAGCAGCAGCCUAUUGGGAGGAAGUUGUUCCAGGAAUUUCUCCUGGCCUCUAACCUGCAAUAUGUGGCCGCUGCUGAGUUCCUAGAGGAGCUGAGUCACUGGAGAUUUGCUGAAAAUGAAGCCAGAGAGAAGGCCAAACAGAGCAUCCUCGCUAAGUUCUGUCAACCCGGGUCCAAGAGUUUUCUCUCCUACCUCACAGGAGAGGCGGCUGAAAUAUGCAAGAACUUAUCAAACAAGAACUUUGAUGAGGGGGCGUUGGAGCAGAUAAAAGAAGCAACAAGGGACUUCCUGAGGGGGAACCCUUUCUUAGAGUUCCUGAAAAGCCCCUUUUUUUAUAGGUUCUUGCAGUGGAAGGAGUACGAAAAGCAGAAGAUCACUAACAAAUACUUUUAUGAGUUCAGGACUUUGGGAAAAGGUGGCUUUGGUGAGGUGUGUGCUGUGCAGGUGAAAUAUACGGGCCAGAUGUACGCCUGCAAGAAGUUGAAUAAGAGUCGCUUGAAAAAGAAAGGUGGAGAGAGGUUUGCCCUUCUGGAGAAGCAGAUCCUGGAGAAGGUCAAUAGCCUCUUCAUUGUAAACCUGGCUUAUGCUUAUAACGACAAUACCCACCUGUGCCUGGUCAUGGACCUUAUGAACGGAGGAGACCUCAGGUUCCAUAUCUAUGAGUUGGGGAAGCGGGGUAUCCGUAUGGAGCGUGUUAUUUACUACACGGCCCAGAUAACCACUGGGAUCCUCCACCUGCACUCUAUGGACGUCGUGUACCGGGAUAUGAAGCCUGAGAACGUUCUGCUGGAUGCUAAAGGACAGUGUCGGCUGUCAGACCUUGGAUUAGCCGUGGAGCUACCAAAGGGCAAAACAAUCUGCCAGAAGGCUGGUACGACUGGUUACAUGGCUCCUGAAAUUCUGAAGCAGGAGAACUACCGCAUAUCCGUGGACUGGUGGGCUCUGGGCUGCAGCAUCUAUGAGAUGGUGGCUGCCCGUUUGCCUUUCAAAGACUUCAGAGAAAAGGUGCACAAUGAGGAGGUGACACGUCGCACUCUGGAGGACGAGUGCAAGUUUGAAGACAAAAACUUUGAUGAUCCCACCAAAGACCUCAUCAGCCGCUUUCUCAAGAAGAAGCAGCUGCAUCGCCUUGGGAGCCGUGGUGAAGACCCACGAAGUCAUCGGUUUUUCCGGAGCAUCAAUUUCCAUCGUCUGGAGGCUGGGCUGGUGGAGCCGCCCUGGGUGCCAAAAUCCAACGUGGUCUAUGCCAGGAACACAGAUGAGUUCAGGGACAACUCUGAGGUUGAGAACAUUAAGUUUGAUGCCAGGGACGUGAAAUUCUUCAACGAGUUUAGCACAGGCGCAGUCUCAGUGAGGUGGCAGAAGGAGAUGAUCGACAGCGGAGUGUUUGACGAACUGAACGACCCCAAACUGAACGGUCAUGGCUGCGAAUCUGUGUGGACAUCAAGGAUGUGUGUCAUUAUGUAAGGAUCUCAUCGUUAUGUACAACUGGACAAACAGCUAUACAUGAAAGUCCUCCAAUUUAAUUUAUUCAAAGUGCCUGUAAUACAAAAAGAAAUACCUCACUCACCUUUUAAACAGCAACUGGAUUUUCAUUUAAAUUUUUCUGAAUGCAUUUUCUUGCAAACAGUGGUGGAGGAGGAAAGUAAAAUCUAUUUUGUAAGUUUAAAAUGAAUAAUUUUGUAUAGGACUGCAACUAAUGAGUAUUUUCAUUAUGGAUUAAUCUGCUGAUUAUUUUCUACAUUAAUCGACUGAUUGAAAAUACGAAAAUAGUGAGAAAUGCCGUCACAAUUACCCAGAGCCCAAAGUGACACCUUGUGCAACCAACAGCUCAAACAGCUCAAAAUUACUAAAAAAAUAAAUCAAACUAAUAAAAAAAAAACACAAAAUGAUCAAAUUAGUUGUUAGUUGUUGUAUUUAAUAAACUGCGGACCGAAAAGUACUCAGUAUAUCCCUCUGAAAUGAAGUUAAGUAGAAGAAGAAAGAAAAGUAAAUGCUCAGGUAAAGUACAAGUACCUCAAAUUUGUGCUUAAGUUCAGGAAAUUCACUCAGUCACUUUUCACCACUGAAGAGGAAUCAUCUUGGAAGUUUGAGUCUGUUUCUAAAGAUUUUGUCUCAGUGUUUUUGAUGCUGCAGACAAACACGAUGAGACAUUUGUCUCAGCAGUAAAAUAAAACCACAGUUUUUUUGUUUUGAGUAUUGUGCCUGGAUAGAAACACACACUGACAAUGCACUGCAACUGCUCUAUUCCUGGUGAGACAGCAUAUCCCAGUGCAUUCAUAGUUUCCAUUACAUCACUCAGUCAUUUUGGCAGGCCUAAGUGUUUACAUGUGUUUGUAAACAAGCUGCAUAAUGCUUGUAUGUCACUGACUGGCAGCAGGAUCAUUAUCAGUAUUUGCAGUGAUGUGCCACAUUUGUUAGACAGACUGAAGUCUCGCACAGAUUCCACAAAUGCCUUUUGCUCAUGUCAGCUAUGCGACUUCAGUGCUGCAGAGUGAUGUGAAGUCUCUCAGUAGCACGCGUUCACCACUAAGUGCCGCCAGACACCCACAAAGUUUCUUCAACCUUCCGCAGCACUCUUCAUCAUCCCCAUUAUCUCGGCUGUGCUGCUCAGGUAUUUACAAGCACUGGAUGACUGGUUCAGCUUUAACAAGGGGAUGCAGGGAGACAAAUUGUCGUGUAUACAUGUAGUUUUUCCGCAAAAAAAACGUUGUUAACAUUGAGUGUUUGGCUUUAACAAUGCAACGCCAACCCCCUUUAAUACCCCCCAAAUCACCCUGUGUUUACAAGCCACGCACAACCUAAGAAAGAGACUUUAAGUACUUACGACAUAGCAACAACAAACUUCUAUUUGGCUUUCACCGAUGGUUUGUUCUCGUAUCCACAUAUGGACUCACAUCACAGACACUAAUGCAGCUUUUACUUCAGAAACUAUUUCUUUCAGGUAUUUUGACCUUUAUUUGAAUAUGAGCACAGAGAGGAAAUGAGAGGAGAUGGAGGAGUGAUAACAUGUGACAAUGGUCCCUGGCUGCACUCAAACCAUCUUCUACCUCUGGGCUACCAGGAUGGUCCAGCUGUCUUAUUUCUGACUCACCUGUGUUUUACUUGAUGUACUGUGUAAUGAAGAUAUUCUGUGUAAUGAAGAUGUACUGGGUCAUGUAAACCAUGUCUUCUUAGUUUGACUCAUAACUCACAUACAGAGCUGCAUUGUCAGUGCCAAUAACAUUUUGUUAUAUUUAAAUGUGAUUUUAUAAUGAUGACUAAACAUUUUCUAAUAUUUUAUGUGACAUU
Morone saxatilis (striped sea-bass) is the source of this 3471-nucleotide messenger RNA. It is a transcript of the gene grk7b, whose product is annotated as G protein-coupled receptor kinase 7b. Gene Ontology annotation, biological process: regulation of signal transduction; protein phosphorylation; signal transduction. The coding region runs from base 1 to 1647 and encodes 548 amino acids. Gene Ontology annotation, cellular component: cytoplasm. NCBI's taxonomy places the organism in Eukaryota, Metazoa, Chordata, Actinopteri, Moronidae. The record is from RefSeq and is a predicted model, not a curated record. Gene Ontology annotation, molecular function: ATP binding; rhodopsin kinase activity. The transcript has 4 exons.